AAUAAACGGGUAUUAAGUUUUUUUAUUGCGCAUGAAAUAGCUCACGAUCCCCUUGGGGUUUAGUAACAAUCGGAGUGCAUAGACAUCAAUUGCCUAAAUGCCACUACUCAACUUGAGACAUGAGGCUUAAGUCUCAAUUUAAGUCGGAAUAGCCAAAGUGGUCACACCUACCCGUGCGGACAAGAUGCCCUACCACUAGUAACUACGCAACAGUAAACAGUAAAAUAUGAUUUUUGUCUUUUAUAAUUAUUCCUCCAUCCAGUCAUUUGUGAACAUUAAUUACGUAUGUAUUUAAUUAUAAAAAUGUAUACUAGUCUGCGGCAUUUAACACAUAUCGCUCUAUACAAGUACACACGGCGCCUUAUCCUUUAUGCCACGAUGACGUCAAAACUUGUUUUCGAACAAAACGAAAUGCAAGAGUUACUUUCACCAUACCAAGUGAAAUCUCUCUAGCAUGUAGUGUAUUUUUAUAGUUUAUUUAUUUAGAAUAUAUUUGAACAUGUUCACCUAGCGAUAUUUUAUCGCGUUUUUUGAUAGCAGAAAGACCCUUUUUCCAAAAAAAUAUUUUUAUUAAUGAUGUUUUUUAAUAAUUGUAAAAUCACUGAUGUACUUUUUACUCUGUCAAUAAGUCUAUUAUGUCAAAUAAAUAACUAAAUUUUAGACAUAAGUCUUUGAAGUAAACUAGCUACAAUUUUCAUUUAUUUGUAUGAAUUACAACAUUCUGAUAUAAUUGAUUAAUUAGGUAAAAUGUUAAAAAAACAAUGCCAAACUUCGAGUGGGGGCCAAGGAAACUUCGGUUUAUUUAUCGAUAGGCAACCAAAAAUUUUUGCAGCUGGUAAAACAAGUAGACAUUCAGAUAAAAUUCAAGAUUGUAUAAAAAAAUACGGCUUACAGGAUGAAGUAGAAGCUCUUCAACGUGACACAAUAUUUCCUCAACAAAAAACAAAUCGUCUACCACCUUUACGACAUCCACCAAAAUUAGAUAUGCGGAAUGCUGGUCCUUUCAGUGAAGCAGCCCAGCUUUUAAAUCCACCAGUCAAAACAAAAUUUCAAACGCUCGUUGAGGACUUUAAAAAUACAGCUUAUAAUUCUUACUGGAGAAAAGAGGUUGGUACAAUUCCGGAUCCAACUCCAAUGCUACCAGAAGGUUAUGACAUUUACAAGAAUGCACUCGGUGAAAAAGUUCCAUUACGUGAACGACUUUAUGACGUUGUUUUACCGUCAGAGCCUGUAACUGAUAUUAUAAACGCAACAAAAGGUCCAGGGGUUCAAACCAAUCGAAAAUAUUGCCGACCAGCUUACGACCAUAAAAAAACUUAUGGGAAAUAUUCAAACAAAACUAGCUAUGAAUCAGGAGUAAAACGUUGUCUUACUGAUGAAAAAAUCCUUGAGGGAAGCGCUUUAAGACGACCACUUAACUAUAUUCAUGCCGAUUUUGUGAAGGCUAACAGAGCCUGUCUAGGAACAUAUUCUGCACCGAAUGAAAAUAUUAAAUGUGUUCCUGAGAAUUUUACCUUUGGUAAAACCGAACCUACGUCGGAUAAAACUCAAGAGUGGUCGUCAAUGUGCGAUAUUAAUCCAGAAAAUGAGCUUAUAAGGAAAUGUCUUGGUCAUUUAAACACUUUGCGGAAAUGCCUUUCUAAGCGCUACGAUUCCAAUUUUUUUAGAGAUAUCAAUUUAAGAUUGAAAUAUUUAGAUAAGACUAAAACUGGAUGGCUUCCCAAGGAAGUCGUUUAUAAUUAUUGUAGAACUAAGCUCAUACGAUUUGAUCCAUAUUUCGUUGAACCGUUAUUAAGAAUAUGGAAAGCUUUUGACGGUGAAAAUAUAGAAUAUAAAAAAUUUGUAAACAUUAUCAAUUAUCAAAAGCCGUCUCCUGAACUCCCAAAGAUACAACUUUUCUCAAGAGACUGUUUAGAUUUCCGUACAACUUAUACAGAUAUGGUAAGCUAUGAGCAUCAAAAUACGUCGUCGAUGGGAGGAGUUCCAUCAGGAAGAUAUAUUGAUUUAGAUUUUCCGGUAACGCCGGCAGGAUACUGCAAAGCAGAUAGAUUCCACCUUCCCGAAGAAUCUUGUAUGAAAGCCUGUUUGAAUCCAUCUGUGCUCUCUCAUUUUGGAAUAAGUCAUCGUGACAUGUACACAAAACGCGAUAAGGAUGUCGUCAGAAAAGUUUUUGAAGCAGCAGGGGAAAAAUUUACAGAUGAAAAUUUCAAUGAGAUUUGGAACGAAGCUAAGAGAUGUCAUAGUCAAGGAGAAGUGUGUCUUCAAUCGUUUCGAAAUGCCCUAAAGAAUUUUAACUGUCCUAAAAUAGAUAGAACAUACCGUUAGCUUAGAGUAUAAUUUAGUAGAUUAGAAACGAGUAAUUUGGUUAAUAAAAAAUAUAUUAAUUAAAUAUUUAUUAUAUGUAAGUAUAUAUAUAUAUUGACUGCAAUGGUUUAAAGGGCGGAUAGGAGAACCAUUGUAUAGUAAAAUUGAGGCUUCGGCCACAUGUCUCAAAUUGGAUAACGGCGUUCGCGUUAUGUUAUGUUACGUUAUGAUGUCUAUGGGCAGCAGCGACCACUUAACACCAAGCUGUAUUAAUACUAGUAAUGCAUUAAAAAAUAUAAAUCU
This is a messenger RNA of Bombyx mandarina (wild silkworm), 2607 nucleotides long. RefSeq names its product EF-hand domain-containing family member B. The record is from RefSeq and is a predicted model, not a curated record. Lineage: Eukaryota; Metazoa; Arthropoda; Insecta; Lepidoptera; Bombycidae.